Molecule: messenger RNA, 1227 nt
Organism: Schistocerca piceifrons (Central American locust)
Lineage: Eukaryota; Metazoa; Arthropoda; Insecta; Orthoptera; Acrididae
Product: odorant receptor Or2-like
Exons: 5
Coding region: 1-1227 (408 amino acids)
Biological process (GO): detection of chemical stimulus involved in sensory perception of smell; sensory perception of smell
Cellular component (GO): plasma membrane
Molecular function (GO): olfactory receptor activity; odorant binding
Source: RefSeq, a predicted model, not a curated record
AUGCGGAGCAGCUGUCGCUCACUUGCUCAGUUCCAUCGGUUGCAGAAGCCGUGGUCCGAAGAGGAGGUGCAACAUGGCAGUGGGCGCACGCUGGCGGGCCAGGUGCUGUACCUGACGGUGGCCGGGAUGUGGCCUCGCGGACGGGGAACCCCGUACCUACUGUAUGUGGCGCUGGUGCAGCUGUGCGCCGUCUCCUACGUGGCCGUCGGUCUCGUCAGCAUUCACACCGCCCGAGGGGAUGUCAACAGCAUUUCAUACACGCUGCUGCACACGCUCGAGGUCUUCUCCGGGAUGGUCAAGGCGGGGCUCUUCUUCAGCAAGAGGCUCUCAUUUUACCGGUUGGUGCGAGAUCUGGACCUGAUGGCGUCCGACUACUUGGACCGCCCCGAGCUGGAGUCCGCACGGCGCUGGGCCCGCCGGAUGACCGUGUCACUGAGUGCCUAUAUAUUCGUCGUCAUCUUGCUGUGGCUGCCGACGCCGCUGCUGGCCGGCGGCGACCAGAAGAUGCUGCCGAUGGUACAGAUUCACGGUGUGGACUGGUCGCAGUGGCCGCAGGCGUAUGCUGCGCUCUACGCCCUCCAGUGUGCUGUGCCCCUGACACAGGUCCCCAUCGUCAUCGGACUGGACGGCUUCUUCGUGGCGGCCAUGCUGUACGUGGGAGCCCUGCUGCAGCUGCUGGGUCAACGCGUCUCAGGUCUGCGGCUCGCCGGUGACGGUGCAGCAGACCUGUCUGGUGACGCGGGUCUCAAGAUGCGACAAAUGUUGUAUGCGGAGCUCAGUGCCUGCAUCAACAGCCACCAGAAAAUCACAAAGUUCCUGCGAGACCUGGAGUCCGCCAUGAGCGCCAUGGUGCUGGUGCAGCUGUCCUCCACCAUGCUCAACCUCUGCAUGGGACUCUACCACCAGACCAAGAUAAGGGACGUCCUCACGGCCAUGCAGUACGCCAUGAUCCUGCCCUUCUACAGCAGCCAGAUCUAUUUCUACUGUUGGACGGCUGAUGCCAUCACACAGCAGGGUGCGGGGCUGUCUCUGGCGGCAUAUAGCAGCUGCUGGGUGGGCGCUGGCACCAGCUUCCAGAAGGCCCUCUCCAUUCUGAUGGCACGCGCCCACAAGCCACUGGUGAUCACGGCAGGCCGCCUCUACCCCAUCAAUACAGCUGCCUUCGUAGCGCUGAUGAAAGCCUCCUACUCGUACUACACGUUGCUGAGGCAACUGGACAGCAACUGA